Messenger RNA from Stegostoma tigrinum, 687 nucleotides. Its product is annotated as EEF1A lysine methyltransferase 3-like. Gene Ontology annotation, cellular component: cytosol; cytoplasm. Gene Ontology annotation, biological process: peptidyl-lysine methylation. The transcript is spliced from 3 exons. Gene Ontology annotation, molecular function: protein-lysine N-methyltransferase activity. Lineage: Eukaryota; Metazoa; Chordata; Chondrichthyes; Orectolobiformes; Stegostomatidae. Bases 1 to 687 code for a protein of 228 amino acids. The record is from RefSeq and is a predicted model, not a curated record.
AUGACGACGACCCAGCAGCGGGAGCAAGGUAGCUCCGAGGCUCGCGAGAGCGAGAAUCGCAUCUCGACUCCUGCAAUUCGCAAGAGCAACUUCGAAUUUUGCGGAUUUAAUUUAAAGAUCGUUCGAUACAUGGAUGCUGAGAUGGGCGUCUCCUCUUAUGUCUGGGAGGCUGGGGUCGUGCUCUGCCGGUACUUCGAAAAAGAGAACGUCAGUUUUACUGGGAAGAAAGUGAUUGAGUUGGGAUCAGGCACUGGAAUCGUAGGGAUCCUAGCAACCUUGCUAGGUGGAAACGUUACCAUGACAGACCAACCAGCAAUUCUGAGGCAAAUAAACAACAACAUCUCAAUUAACGUCCCUUUUGCCUGCAGGCACCGUUUGAAAGUCUGUGCACUGACCUGGGGUGAAGAUCAAAAUAACUUUAAUACUGACUACGAUGUCGUCUUGGGUUCGGAUAUUGUCUAUUCUUCAUCUUCUUACACUGCACUUGUAGAUACACUGAGGCAUCUCUGCAGCCAACGGACAACGAUUUACCUGGCUUCCGAAUUCCGAAAUGGGAAUGGAUCUCUUUCUUUCCAUGAAGUGACUCUGCCUGGCUAUUUUAAUUGCCAGGUUGUGGACAGAUUAGAGACUAAAUACAUAGCUGUCUACAAAUUGACCAAACUUGAUUCUGUCGACUGUAAGAAAUAG